Molecule: messenger RNA, 2204 nt
Organism: Larimichthys crocea (large yellow croaker)
Lineage: Eukaryota; Metazoa; Chordata; Actinopteri; Sciaenidae
Gene: babam2
Product: BRISC and BRCA1 A complex member 2
Exons: 12
Coding region: 149-1309 (386 amino acids)
Biological process (GO): double-strand break repair
Cellular component (GO): BRCA1-A complex; BRISC complex
Source: RefSeq, a predicted model, not a curated record
CGGGGGGCUAAUGAAAAGGACCCAAAACAACAUGUACCGGAUAUUUUUUGACAGCAUGAAGUAAACAUUGGCGUUAACGCUCAAAUUAUCUGACUUCCAGCUCCUUCAGUCUCUCUGCGUCUCCACAGACUUCUCAGAGUGGAUAACCAUGAACAACAUGUCCCCUGAGGUCGCACUGCACCGGAUCUCACCUGAGCUGCGGCCUUUGCUUUGCAGCGUGGUGCGGAACGGCCGCGUAGGACUCGACUCCACCAACUGUCUCCGUGUCACAGACUUGAAAACCGGAUGUACAUCUCUGACCCCCGCUCCCUGCUGUGAUCGCUUCAAACUUCACAUCCCCUACGCUGGAGAGACCCUGAAAUGGGAUAUCAUAUUCAAUGCACAAUAUCCAGAAUUGCCACCAGAUUUUAUUUUUGGAGAAGAUGCAGAGUUUCUCCCUGAACCCUCAGAACUACCACACUUGGUCCAGUGGGAUGCUGGAAACCCAGAAUGUUUGCUCCAGCUGGUGAAGGAGCUUAUCCAGCAGUACCACCACUACCAGUGCCAGCGUCUGCGAGAAAGCUCCCGGCUGCUCUUUGAGUACGAUAGCCUGCUGGAGGAUCCCAACUAUGGCCGCAACAUGGAGAUUUACGCCGGACGCAAGAACAGCUGGACUGGAGAGUUCUCAGCCCGUUUCCUUCUCAAACUCCCUGUGGACUUCAGCAACAUCCCCGUCUAUCUCCUUAAGGACACAGCACUGGACCCUGGAGAGGAUGUGGCUCUUCUCUCAGUGAGCUUUGAGGAUGCUGAGGCUACCCAAGUCUUCCCUAAACUCUACCUUUCCCCCAGCAUUGAACAUGCUCUAGGAGGCUCAUCAGCACUUCAUAUCCCAGCAUUCCCCAGUGGAGGAUGCCUAAUCGACUACGUUCCUCAAGUGUGCCAGUUACUCACCAACAAGGUGCAGUAUGUCAUCCAAGGCUAUCAUAAGAGGAGAGAGUACAUCGCUGCCUUUCUCAGCCACUUUGGAACGGGCAUGGUGGAGUAUGAUGCAGAGGGAUUCACAAAACUCACUCUUCUACUCAUGUGGAAGGACUUUUGCUUCCUAGUACACGUGGAUCUCCCGCUGUACUUCCCCAGGGACCAGCCCACCCUCACCUUCCAGUCUGUGUACCACUUCACCAACAGCGGCCAGCUCUAUUCUCAGGUGCAGAAGUCAUAUCCCUACAGCCCUCGCUGGGACGGCAAUGAGAUGGCAAAGAGGGCCAAGGCGUACUUCAAGAGCUUUAUCCCUCAGUUCCAAGAGGGAGCCUUUGCCAACGGGAAACUCUAGUACUCUCUAGCUUAAUGACAUGCCUGGAGAGUUGCCUGUGGGAGUGUGUAUGUGAAUGUGUGUGUGCGUGUGUUUGCGCAUGCCAUUGUGUACCUGUAUAUGUGUAUGCACAGAAUUUCAUUUGUCUAAAUGUACUGUACUGUACCAGCACAGUGAGAAUGACAGUGUGCUUAUUGCACACCGACUCUGUGAAUUCCACAGUUUGACCUUGAAACGGUUGCCUCGUAGAAUAUUCACUUUUUUAUUUUAGUUUUAGUGAGAAGCCACUUUAGGUGUAGAAGUUUAGAAGACGUUGUCCGGGCACUGCAAAAACUGCUCCAGCUAAAGCCUUUUACAGAAUAAAACUGUCAGAAAUGAGCACACCCUGAAUUUGUGCUGUUGAUGUGGUGAUUAAGUUCCUCCACCUCUGAAGGAUUAUGUAAAAAUAACAGACACGUGAACAUUGUGCUCAUGUCUAAGAAUUUUCUUGUUUCCAGCUCACAGUAAACGGUCUUUAUUUUUUAAGAGUAACUUUAACAGGAACUCAGUGUGACCUAACAAAAAUGAGUAUUGUUUAAAUGCGUUGGGUCAACGAUGCCGUCAAACCACAGAGGGUUGAACUCACGACACUUCAUCCAGAGCUGCUGUGCUACGAACACAUAUUUGUUGAUAUGUAAACAGUAUGUAAACUAUUAAAUACAUGUAAAUCAGAGAGAGCUGUAGGGACAAUGCAAAACUGUCUGUGUCACUCACGCAAUUGUCCAGUAUGGCCCUACUGUGGAUGUUAAAAUCAUCUCCCAACCAGUUUUCAGCCUUUUAAUAGUAUGUUCCAUUUGACCAUUGAGCGCCCUGUUAAGUCUUUUACUGACAUGUUUUGUCCAUAUUUCUACCCAGUAAAGAAGUCUGUUCACGCUGA